GAGCAGAUGGGGCGGAGCACCGACACUUCAUAACAACCCUGACGGCGCACUCCGGUGAUCUGAAGGAGGCAACAGAUGCCCCGUCCAGGCUGGUUUAGCCCUCUAAGACGCUCCUAGUCCAAUUAACCCGGAGGAGGCGCAAAUCCACGCGCGCUGCUGGCACUCAUGGACCGGCUCGAGCGCUGCUCCGCGGGAAAAUGAAGGCGAGCGCGGCUCCGGCUCCGGAUCUCGGUCUGACACCACGUACCGCCGUCCGCACGCAAGUUGGGCCAGAAGCGGCGGCGCGCCAUCAGUGAGAGAUGCGGGGCUAUUUCGAUGCGACCGUGGACAUCUGAGCCGCCUUUCUCAGUCACACGCGCCCUCGGUGUAAGCCUCCGUAAGCCGCCGCAGAGCCGCCGGGCGCGAGGCCUCUUCUGUGCGUCAUUGCGCCGGAGUUUCCUCAUCGGACCCGCUGCCGUGCCGCUCAAGGUGGAUCUCCAACAUGGAAACCUUCACCGAUGUGCUGCUCGUCACCGCCAACGUCGGCUCGCUCUUUGACAACGUGGGGGAAAUUCAAAAUGACUGGCUACAAGAACUGUACAAGACUAUCAAUAGCUACAAGCCGCAGUUCAUCGCCCUGCAUUUCCAGGAGGUGGGAGGGAAGGACUACAUGGCCAACAUGGGCCACGCAGAAAACUUCUUCUGGAGCAUCGAGUCCAGUGUGGAGAUGAAAGACUUCGACCGGGCCUGUAUUUAUGUGGACAACCAGUUCCAAGCCGAGGACAGCUUCACGGCCUUGGGGAGUAUGUACUUCAUCCAUAAGUCACUAAAAAAUAUCCAUCAAUAUGACUUCGAAGUUAAGGAUUUUAAAGCGGUGCUGGGGCAGAACAAGUGUGUGGGCUCCCUGGCCGGGGUCAACACCGUGGAGAAAGAAAAAUUCCCAAAGAAUUUCUGGCCUGAUUUCAAGUGGUCCAGGAAGGGCUUCAUGAGGACCCGCUGGAUCAUACACAACCAAGGUUUCGACCUGGUCAACGUGCACCUCUUCCAUGAUGCCUCCAACCUCAUUGCCUGCAGCUCCAGUCCUUCCAUUUACUCGGCCAACCGCAACAACGCCCUCAGAUACGUCAUAAACAGGAUAUCAGAUAGCCGCCAUUCUUCUCUGCCUUUUUUCGUCUUUGGAGAUUUCAACUUUCGCCUGGACACACUCAGCCUGGUGCAGCAUCUGUCCACUGCAGCGGACGAGCAGCGAGUGAAGAAAGACAGCAGCAACGAGGUGGAGAAAAUCAUAUAUGAGGAGAAGGAUAAUGACCACCAGGUGCUGCUCCACAUCGAGGAGAAGCUGUUUGCUUACCUGCACCAGGCGGUUUUCAGAGAGGAUGACGGCAGAGCGCUGCUGAAAUACGACAAAGAAGUUGCAGCGUUUCAUGACGUGGUCAGAGAAGAGGACAUCAGGUUUCCCCCGAGCUACCCUUACAGUGAGGAAUACAGCAAGCCCACUCAGUACAUGAACACCCGCUGUCCUGCCUGGUGCGACCGCAUCCUCAUGUCCAGACCUGUGCAGGACCUCAUCCACAGGAGAGAAGAUGGUGGGAAUGGUGUUGUUUACAACACUGUGGGUCCGAACGUCUGUAUGGGAGACCAUAAGCCUGUUUUCUUGUCUUUCUCGCUGAGGACAAACGACCAUUGACUCGGAUCCCUCUCCACGGUCUCUCACCUCACCGUCUUCAGAGCUCCGCUUGCAGGAGGCAAUCGGCGUGAUUGUCACCCGGUGCAAACCGACCCAUCGACCGCCUGCAGGGGGGAAACUCAGCCCGCGGCGUGGAAACACUCUGCCUCACCUCGCUGCCUCGCGCCGACCACCACAGCUGUCCGGAGGCGAGCGUCGGAUUCUUUUCAACAGUCUCCUCCUCAUUAAGUCCCCUCACCUGAAGUCUCAGAGCAGACUCGGCCGUUGGGAGAGAGUUUUAUGAACUAGACCAAAUGGGACCAGACCUCGUGGAUGAAUGCAUGUCUACAUGCAGACUCAUUUAAAAAAAAAAAAAAAAAAAAAACAACAAAUUUUGAAGUGUUUUUACUUGUAUUUCUUAAUAUAGACCCAAAGGAGAUAU
Salarias fasciatus (jewelled blenny) is the source of this 2087-nucleotide messenger RNA. RefSeq names its product inositol polyphosphate-5-phosphatase L (gene inpp5l). The transcript has 16 exons. The record is from RefSeq and is a predicted model, not a curated record. The coding region runs from base 482 to 1666 and encodes 394 amino acids. Gene Ontology annotation, molecular function: inositol-polyphosphate 5-phosphatase activity. Gene Ontology annotation, biological process: phosphatidylinositol dephosphorylation. NCBI's taxonomy places the organism in Eukaryota, Metazoa, Chordata, Actinopteri, Blenniiformes, Blenniidae.